Prorocentrum cordatum is the source of this 612-nucleotide messenger RNA. Lineage: Eukaryota; Dinophyceae; Prorocentrales; Prorocentraceae. The record is from the annotation of a GenBank genome assembly.
AUGUUGGUCCUUCGCAGGUGCACUCUGACGGCCUCAGUUCUUCCGCUCAAGUUUUCAGGCCUAGCGGUCCAGUGGUGGGCAGUUCUUCCGCUCGAGUUUCAGGCAGGGAAAGAGGCGACAAGAGGGGGCGAGAGGAAAGCGAUGGCCGUUCUUCAAACCAGGGCAGUGCUUCAAAUCAUGGCAGUUAUUCAAUUCAAGGUUCUUCCAAUCAAGUUUCUUCAAAUCAAUUGGGCAGUUGUUCCAACCAGGGCAGUCCUUCAAAUCAAGGUUCUUCCAAUCAAGUGUCUUCAAACCAGGUUGGAGCUUCGUCAGAGGUUGGUGCGAGUGCGGACCCAACAGUGGAAGCUUCGUCAGAGGUUGGAGCUUCGUCAGAGGUUGGCGCUUCGACAGAGGUUGGAGCUUCAAAUCAAGGUUCUUCCAAUCCAGUUUGCUCCAAUCAAGUUUCUUCCAAUCAAGCUUCGUCCGAGGUUGGAGCGAGUGCGGACCCAACAGUGGAAGACAGAGAUCCUGAGGAGAUGUGUGAGGAGAUGUUUGAGGAGAUGUUUGAGGAUGUAUGCCAGCAUCUCCUUCCGAGGCCACAUGUGGACCCGAGUCGACUGCGAGCGUACAUGA